GGAGAAAAACCGACCCAGAUGGCGCUGCUGAAGAACGGCGUCCGGUUGUCGGGGUCGGGGGAGGAAAGAAAUCAUGGAGUCACCGUCGGGUGCACGUCAUGUUGGGCAGUUUUGUUCACCACCUACGGGAUGUUCUUUGCCGAGGAGUGCGUGGAGUCGUCUCGAUCAAGUUACAAAGUUGCCGGCAAACUAAAACCACUACUUUCUCUGCCGACCUGCCUGCCUUGUCAAAAAAAAAAUCGCUCCCGGUUCGCACCUUCCCAGUCAGGCGGGCGAACGAAUAGGGGUGCCAUGCCAUGUCGGGCCAGACCCUCUGCGUAGAGCUGAAAAAGCCAGCCAGCUGUAUCUCGUCGGAACGGAAGCCACAACUUUGACUUUGAAAGCUCGCGAGCUCACCCUUGUGUCGCCCCAACCUCGGCGCCUCUUCUCUCUCUUUCGGAUCCUGUAAUGCUUCUCCCGAGCAUCAAUGGCCGCCGCCGCCGACGAUGUGAAGAUCCAGCCUCUGUCGGCGUCCUCGACGGCCUAUGAUCUCGACGACAUGGGCGUCUCCUCCACCAAGCCCUUGCGGCCCAACAGCCGCCACUCCUCGGCGUCCUCGCAGCGGGCCGGGCCCAGCUACGCGUACGAGAAUUUCCACCGCGGCAAACAGCUGCGACGGAUGGGACUGUUCAGCCUCUGUCGCUGGCUCCUCACCGUCGCGCUCGCCAUGUCCAUCUACGGCGUCAUCUGGAGCUACGGGAACAAGGACGCCCUACCGGCCAGAAAGAAGAAGGAGUUCAACACGCUCGUCAUUGGCCUUUCCAUAGGCCUCAGCCUGAACCUCGCCAGCUCCCUCAAGAGGGACGUGGGCGAGCUGCGAUGGUGGCUGCUGAGCCAGCGCGAUUACACGCCCCAAGAGGCCGAUUUGAUCUUGCAGAGCGAGAAUCUUAGCCGGCUCAUCAUGCUGGGCUGGACGUCGCGUCGCCCACUCGUGCAUGCCUUUAUGCUUUUGUUCCUGGCGCUCAAUCUGGCCUCGCAACUUGCCCUUGCCCUACUCGGCAUCACCUACAAUGUCAACCCGGCCGAUAAAUUCACAGUCACUCAGCCGGGCAUGGUCGGUAUCCCAGACAUGUCCGACAUCCAGGUGCGGCCGGCACUUGCAAAUAACACUUCUCGGAAUCUUAACGAAUCUCAAACUAUCAAUGCGAGGCGAUACACCGCCAAUACCUUUGGUGUCGUGUCCCUUUCCCUUCAGUCGGCCCUUAUCAUCGACCUGCCCAAGCCCGGCAAAAUCUACAACCCAGACGACCCCUUACUGUUUUGGGACGAAGACAGGAAAACGUGGUCGUAUGUUUUCUAUGAAGCGACACCCGACGAUGAGCCAUUCCAGCCCAACGUUGCCUCGAACCGGUCGAUUUCUGUCUACGCUGAGUGCAAGGGUUGGCGUGUAGUGAAGGGCGGUGACGGACUUAACUACACCUUUACUGUCGACUUCGGCAACGGAACCAAGCAAGACUGGGAAACACCGUACAUAAACGGCCCAGAUCAGACCACGUUCCUCCACGACCCGUCGACACAAUCUGGGGACUUCUCGGGUCGCGUCGACGCCUUCGAGGCCUCCAGGACGGAGCCUUGGGCGUAUAGCUGCGAAAUCACCAUUGACCCCGUUGUAAACGCGGUCAUCAAGGAACAAGAAGUCGGCGUCAAUGUGACGCAGUACGCGGCACCAGCCAUUGCCCUCCAGGGAUACGGCUCAUCGCCGAACGGUCUGACAAACGACACCAAGCCGUUCCAGUGGCAAAGCUACCCGGCCGAGUCGUACUUUGGUGAAGCGUGUUAUGGCGCUGCCGACAGAAUGGCCCUGCUUGUCGCGAGGUUCGCGAUUGGCAGCAUCGCCGUCACGGCACAGACCAACCGAAACAUCAAGGCCCGUGGCAUGGCGCCUCUGAAGGGUAUCACUCUCGAGAUCACGAAUUGGACGUAUCUGCACCUCAUCCUCGGUCUCACAGUCGGCAUACAGCUGCUCAUUGCUGUCGUCUCGAUUCUCGUUGCCAACCGCGUGCAGGUACGGUGUCACAGCUUCCUCUCCAUGGCAGCGCUCAUUCGGCCCGCGCUGCAAGACGUCAGUAGCCGGGCGAGCGCGGCAGAUGGGCAGGAAGUCGCGUCCAUGAUGGGCAAGGAGACGCGGCUUCGAUAUGCUCGGGAACGUGGCGGUGGCUUCCAGAUUCGAUCAAGCGGGAUUUGAGGCAUUGGAUGAUAUGAUGCAUGUCCGUGUACACCACUAUGUGAUUGACGAAGCGACUGGAGUUUGGAAAAACAAAACAAAAUGUACUUGACAGAAGAUGCAAGGAUAUAUACCAUGGCCCGUGGGUGUAACUCGAAUGCCAGUUAU
Purpureocillium takamizusanense is the source of this 2371-nucleotide messenger RNA. RefSeq lists its product as uncharacterized. The record is from RefSeq and is a predicted model, not a curated record. The transcript is spliced from 2 exons. NCBI's taxonomy places the organism in Eukaryota, Fungi, Ascomycota, Sordariomycetes, Hypocreales, Ophiocordycipitaceae. The coding region runs from base 467 to 2224 and encodes 585 amino acids.